Messenger RNA from Exophiala oligosperma, 1844 nucleotides. Its product is annotated as YggS family pyridoxal phosphate enzyme. Lineage: Eukaryota; Fungi; Ascomycota; Eurotiomycetes; Chaetothyriales; Herpotrichiellaceae. The record is from RefSeq and is a predicted model, not a curated record. Gene Ontology annotation, cellular component: intracellular anatomical structure. The transcript has a single exon. Gene Ontology annotation, molecular function: pyridoxal phosphate binding. The coding region runs from base 109 to 981 and encodes 290 amino acids.
CCAACUUCGUCUACCAGCAGAGACUGAUCUCGAAGCUCCACAAGUACCAAAUAGAAUACUUCAAGUGCACACGGACUCACACUCGUAUGUAGUCGAUCUGCGCCCAGAAUGACAACCACCGACUCUCCUCAACCUAAAGAUCCUCACACCACCCCCGCUGCCAUGAAGAUCCCAAUCAACCCACAGCGCGCAAGCACUCUCGUCUCGAACCUCGAGCAUGUCACUUCUCGCAUCUCGUCUGCCGCCGGCGCCGGUGCGCGAGGACCUCCUCCUCCUCCUCGGCUCGUCGCCGUCUCCAAGCUCAAACCCGCCUCGGACAUUCUGGCGCUGCACAACCCCCCGACCUCGCACGAACACUUUGGCGAAAACUACGUCCAGGAACUCCUCGAAAAGUCCCGCCUCCUCCCGCGCAGCAUCAAAUGGCACUUUAUCGGUGGGCUACAAUCAAACAAGGCCACGCAGCUGGCCAGGGACAUUCCGAACCUGUGGGCGGUGGAGAGCGUGGACUCGGAGAAAAAGGCCACACUGCUGGACAAGGGACGGUCACAACUGACGUCCUCCGCCACCGCCGAACCACUCCGCGUGUUCAUUCAGGUCAACACGUCAGGUGAGGAUUCCAAAUCCGGGGUACCGCCCGGGUCGGGAGAACUGAACGCGUUGGCUAGACACAUCAGAAACAAUUGUCCGCAUUUGAGGCUACAAGGGCUCAUGACGAUCGGGGCGAUAGCGAGGUCCAAGGCCACGACCCCCGAGACGGAGAAUGAAGACUUUGUUUGUCUGAGGGAAACCAGGGACGCGCUGGCGAAAGAGCUGGACGUGAAUCCCGACGAGUUGGAGUUGAGUAUGGGCAUGAGCGAGGAUUUCGAGGGCGCGAUCCGACAGGGGAGUAGCGAGGUCAGGGUCGGGAGUACCAUAUUCGGCGAACGGCCUGCGAAGAAGGACGCAAAGGUCUUGGAGGACACGGAGAGUGAGAAGAGGUAAAGAGGUGGGAUUCGCCUUUUUCACCGGGGAUGAAGAUCGAGCGGAGGUCCGAGAAGAAAUCACCUCCAAAAACAAACCAUCAAACGCGAAGGGAAGAUUACUCGCUCGGGAAAGAGAUCUUGACUCGGUUCCAUGACAAGUCACGUUUCGCAUUACAGGUUGGCCCAGUAUCAGCGAGGGAAGAAGAGGGAAGAAUCCCCCCGAGGGAAAUGAAAGAAAAGUACCUUGCUUUUGCGGCCUACAAUUUUGGAAGAGUUUGUAGAGAAAGUCAAAGGGGGGCCGGCGCCGACGAAGACAAUCCCACACCUGGAGCGAAAGUAACUACCUGUCUUCUGCUCUACCAAACAACAAAACCUCUGAAAAAGAGGCUGUCUGGUCAACGCUGGAUGGUUGACAACUUUCCGAUCGAUGGGGUCCUUCGCCGCCAUAUUGAAGCUCACCGAGCCGUGCAUUCUCUUGGAGUGGAUGGAUUGCCUAACCUAUCCUACCAUAACCUUGUCCUACUCGACAGUGUCAAGUGAGGAGGGACAUUAGUCGAACUCAAGCACACGAGUGGCGGACGAUGCAUGAGGAGUUGAGGAGGAGACGACGACGACGACAUUACGAUCUCUCCCACGCGACGACUCGACUGUAUGGUGGACCACACAGAAUGUUGGUUGUACGUGGUCGCGUUUCGGCAAGGACAAUUAUGUUACAUACGGGAUUCGAAUGUAUCUGUACUCGGUAGAAGAACGAUGUACAGAAUGAACAAGAGUGAGAAUCAGAAAACGAGUGUCAUGUAUACCUACUCACGGUAGAUAUGAAUGAUCGAGGGCUCACUACUGGCCACAGUCUACUCGUAUAAAUGAAUGCUUCCGUUGUGA